Messenger RNA from Coprinopsis cinerea okayama7#130, 1722 nucleotides. RefSeq lists its product as hypothetical. The transcript is spliced from 5 exons. The record is from RefSeq and is a predicted model, not a curated record. The coding region runs from base 1 to 1722 and encodes 573 amino acids. NCBI's taxonomy places the organism in Eukaryota, Fungi, Basidiomycota, Agaricomycetes, Agaricales, Psathyrellaceae.
AUGGCAAAGAUAUCACCCAAGCUGCUGCGGGAAGCUAAGGCAGGGCACGCGCCAGCCUUGUACACUUUAUCGCGCACAAUCGAUGAAACGAAUUACACGGAGGAGAUCCUCGACAUCGCAUUGAUGCACUUGGAGCCGGACCUGGUACCACGAGAGAAGUCCACGAUCGUGAAGAUGGCCCCCCUAGCGACAGCCGCCCUGGGCUGCUUGGUAUCAAUCCCCAACGCUUGUAAAAACACUCCGUUCAGACAGAGAACGAUCGACAUCAUCCUAGAGAAGCUGGAUGGUAUCCUGGCCUGGGUUUAUGUCUGCCUGGAGGACAUUCAUCUUACUGGACGAUCGAGUGGAAAUGGCGGUUUUCGAUUCACGUUCCAGAUCCUUAAACGACUUUGGACCACUCGCGACUCGAAAGGAGAACCGCUCAUGGAGCAUUUCAGCCCACGCCACUGUACGAUUCUACUCGUUAUGUCCCGCUGGGUUGAUCAUCCGCUGAGCGCUGAAACCCUCGUCAUUCGGUUGCUCUCCGACCCGUCAAGCAUCAAGAGCUUCACUGACGGAUUGAUAGAUCGAGGAAAGCUUCUCCCUAAGCUUAAACAGAAAGGAGUAGCGCAGUCCAGCGUGAACGAACACGUCAACGUUGUCGCUGUGAUCGUCAAUUCCUUUGUCAAGUUGAGCCCCGCCGUCACACAGCAUCUUCGCACAUCGAGGUUUUUGGAUGAAUGGACGCGCAUUGUACUUGAUCUCGAGCAGAGUCUUCGGGCUUACGAGAUUGUGCUCUUGUGCUGUCGUCUUUUAAUCCUAACCACCACCCCCAUCGAACACCCUCUUCGUUCGGUCGCCCUCCUUGCGCCAGUCGUAAUGCCGAUCUUUGCUCGUAACCUUCCGAACGCGAAGAUAGACGGCAACCUGGAACUUAUGGUCACUGCGUCUCUCAAAACGGCGCUCGAGAGCCGCCUCUUGUUCCCUCGCGGAAUACGGGCGUUGCGGUCGGCAAUGGACGAUUUCGAUCCUUCAGGGACCAAGAUGGGUCGGUCAAAACUUCCUUCUUGGACGGCGUUUAUCCGCGGGGUCAAGGAACAGGGAGAUUUCCUGAGCAACAGUUCGUUAGAAGAGCUCGGAAUAUGCGAUAGUAUCGCGCCGUCUCUCCAGCAUGACGUGUACGACACUGAGAUCACAAUGGGCGCUCAAUGUUCGGGUUGCCAUUCAGUCGUCUAUUGCAGUCUCCAGUGUCAGAGGGAAGAUUGGAACGAGAGACACAGGACGGAAUGCCUCGCGAUGCUUCGAAGUUACGAAGCGUCGAAACGUGACAACACCCACAUCUCACACCAGACGCGUGCAUUCCAUAUUUACAUCGCCAAAGCUUCGCACUCGGGCUUCAACCUGUGGGAGGCUCGACGAGAGCAAGAACAUCCGGGAGUACCGCAUAAUGAACUGGUUGCCCGAAUGAACUUUGGGCUUCCCAACCCUCACCUUUUCCACCGCAUCGACGACAUACGGCCGGGAUCUCAGGCGCGCCCCAUUUGCCCAGCGUGGAACGCGAGGAGGGAGGGGAUGGUUUCUGACUUUCGGCGCUCAAACGAUACUCAGAGGAGGCUGAUCGAUUGGAACUUUUCUUGGAAUGUGGAGUACCAAAUCUCACUCCUGACGGAGUUUCAGCUCCUCGAAUUCGAGGAUGGGCCAGCGGAGUGGGUUCUGGCGAGACAUGCUAGCACUGGAGAGUAA